AUGGAUGUUGAUGAUGAUGAAUAUAGAGACGAAUAUUCUGAAGAUAAUGAAUAUAGAAAUGAAUGGGACAUUACAAAUGAAAUUCAUAAUAACAAUACCGAUGAAGAAAACAACAAUAAUGAGA
This is a messenger RNA of Dentiscutata erythropus, 124 nucleotides long. NCBI's taxonomy places the organism in Eukaryota, Fungi, Glomeromycota, Glomeromycetes, Diversisporales, Gigasporaceae. The record is from the annotation of a GenBank genome assembly.